AUGAAACAAACGAUUAGUGAGAAAAUAUCGAGUGUAGAGAAGCCAUCAGUUAAAAGCAAAAAUCCUCGAUUAUCCUUCUCUAAAACAUCAGACUUAACUCCAAUUGCUUCAAACUUGUACAGAUGUAACUUUAAUAAAACUGAAUUCGAAUGCAAGAAUAAGACAUCAGAAUUUAAGAACAAAGUUGUGUCUGAGUUGAGAAAGAGUAUGUCUCCAACUGGAACUGAUAAUACAUAUAAUGUUCAGUAUACAGGACAGAAAAUUGACAAAGACAUUCCAACAAUUUCAAUGCUACUCAAAAAUAAGGUCAAGAUGUUGAGACGGAAAGACAAGCCAUUCAAUAAGCACAAGUUGGGUGAAUUAUUUCCAAAGAAGAAGCUGUUCCAAAAAAUGCGCGGAAAGACUUGCGUGAUUGUUUCAAGUGCAGGAAGCUUGGCAUCAUCAAAUCUGGGAAAAUUCAUUGAUUCUCAUGACAUCGUUAUGAGGUUCAACCAUGCACCGACAGCAAACUUUGAAUCGGAUGUUGGAAGUAAAACCACAAUCAGAAUUGUUAAUUCUCAAGUUGUUAGCAAGCCUGAGUUUGAUUUCCUGAAUUCGCCAAUUUUCAGAAAUGUUUCUAUCGCAGCUUGGGAUCCAGCAGCUAUGAAUGCAACGCUUCGUGAUUGGCUAAAGGCUCCAGAUUUUGAUUUAUUUACAAACUAUGAAAAGUUUAUGAUCAAUAAUCCAAAAGCUGAUGUACAUCUUAUCGACCCUAGAUCAUUAUGGCACUUGUGGAAAAUUUUGCAAGAUUUUGCAACGACACCAAUUGUAAAAAAUAUUCCAUCGUCAGGAUUUAUUGGCAUUGCAAUUUUAUUGCCUGUUUGUUCUGAACUUGAUAUUGUCGAGUACAUACCAUCAACAAGGUUAAAUGGAAGAUGCCAUUACUACUCUGAAGAAGUAAGUAUAUUCGUAUGA
This is a messenger RNA of Chironomus riparius, 954 nucleotides long. The record is from the annotation of a GenBank genome assembly. NCBI's taxonomy places the organism in Eukaryota, Metazoa, Arthropoda, Insecta, Diptera, Chironomidae.